Messenger RNA from Penaeus indicus, 1200 nucleotides. RefSeq names its product alkylglycerol monooxygenase-like. The record is from RefSeq and is a predicted model, not a curated record. Gene Ontology annotation, biological process: lipid biosynthetic process. Gene Ontology annotation, molecular function: glyceryl-ether monooxygenase activity; iron ion binding. Gene Ontology annotation, cellular component: endoplasmic reticulum. The transcript is spliced from 6 exons. Lineage: Eukaryota; Metazoa; Arthropoda; Malacostraca; Decapoda; Penaeidae. The coding region runs from base 1 to 1200 and encodes 399 amino acids.
AUGAGUUUGAAGAGCGAGGUUAAAGGGUGUGGUUCAAGGAUAAGGUUCAAGGGUAAGCUUGAAGGAUUUAUCUCCGAGGGCGCUAUCUUGUUAGGCUACGAGUGGCUUUACAAAUACCGCGUGCUGGACCUCCCGUGGGACUCGCUGUACACGUGGUGGGCCGCCUUCUUCUUCGUCGACUUCUGCUACUACUGGGUCCAUCGGGCGAACCACGAGGUCAACCUCCUGUGGGCGGCCCACCAGGUGCACCAUUCCUCCGAGGACUACAACUUCGGCACCUCGAGUCGCAUCUCCAUCUUCCAGCGCAUGACCUACUUCGGGUUCUACCACCCCCUCGCCCUCCUGGGGAUCCCCAUGUCCUCCGUCAUGGUGCACCUCGGCCUCAACUACCUCUUCCAGUUCUGGGUUCACAACGAGGAAAUCGGCAAGCUCGGGCCCCUUGAGUGGAUCUUCAACACGCCGUCGCAUCAUCGCGUGCAUCACGGGGCCAACAAGUGGUGCCUCGACAAGAACUACGGCAGCGUCCUCAUCAUCUGGGACAGAAUCUUCGGCACUUUCCAGGAGGAGAAGGAGGGCGAGGAGAUCGUCUACGGCCUCGUGGAUCAACCUCAGUCCAUGAACGGCGUCUGGCAUGAGAUUUUCUACUUCGAGAAGAUCUACGAGAAGGCGCGGAGCAUGAGCAGCUGGGGCGACUCCCUGAGGGCGGUGUUCUACGGGCCCGGCUGGGUCCCCGGGGCGCCUCGCCUGGGGGACCCCGACGGCUUCCCGGACGUUAAGGCCCCCCGGGUGAAGUACGACCCCCAGAUGCCCGCGUGGUUCCUGGCAUACACGGGCUUCCACUUAUUUCUGGCGCUCCUGGCUCAGCAGAUGUUGCUGAUUCACCUCAAAGUAAGUUUUUUUUUUUUUCUUGCUCUCUUUCUUUCUCUCGUAUCUCCCUGGUACACGGUUGCCACCUUCCUCUCGUUCAUCUUCGUGACGGUGGGCGUCCUCGGCUCCAUGUUCGACGGGUGGCGUUGGGCGCCGCUGCUGGAGUCCGCCCGCUGCGCCGCCUUCCUGCUCUACGCCCGCGCGACGCCCAUCUCCGGCGCCCCGAUGCUGGACGGCGCCCUCGUCCUCUGCUUCGCCAUGAGCGCCGUCUUCUGGACGUCGCAGAGCCUCCUGGUCAUUGGCGCGCCCGCGAAAGCCGUUAAAUUUGAAUGA